Leptopilina heterotoma is the source of this 1818-nucleotide messenger RNA. RefSeq names its product b(0,+)-type amino acid transporter 1-like. Gene Ontology annotation, cellular component: membrane. The transcript is spliced from 3 exons. The record is from RefSeq and is a predicted model, not a curated record. Gene Ontology annotation, molecular function: L-amino acid transmembrane transporter activity. Bases 90 to 1622 code for a protein of 510 amino acids. Gene Ontology annotation, biological process: amino acid transmembrane transport. Lineage: Eukaryota; Metazoa; Arthropoda; Insecta; Hymenoptera; Figitidae.
UUGAAAUACUGAAUUUCUAAAAAAACAAAUUUUAAUAAAUUUAAUUAAUUUAUUUGUAAAAUAGAAUAUCAAUUAAAAAAAAAUUAAUCAUGACAGCGGUUAAUAAUGAAAAAAAGGAAACAGUGGGCCUUAAAAGGGAAUUAGGCUUGUUCAGUGCAGUGAGUUUAAUUGUUGCUGUAAUGAUAGGUUCGGGUAUUUUCGUAUCACCGACAAGUGCCCUUGAACGAUCAGGAUCCAUAGGCUUUUGUCUAAUAAUUUGGAUGGUGUGCGGUUUCCUGUCACUUCUCGGUGCUCUAGCUUUCGCCGAAUUGAGUGCAGUGGUUCCACGUUCCGGCGCCGAAUACGCAUACUUCAUCGAUGCCUUUGGGCCGCUACACGCUUAUUUUGGACAAUUGCCAUCAUUCAUUUGCUCCUGGGUGUACGUGACAAUUCUACGUCCAGCAGAAGUGGCCGUUGUUAUUCUCACAUUCGCCGACUACGCCAUUCAGCCCUUCAUCACCCUGAUGCCCGACAUUUCUCCCGAGUCGAUGCAAAUGCUAAAAAAAUUAAUUGCAAUUAUGGGUCUCGCAAUAGUGACAUACGUAAAUUUAAGUAGCGUGAAACUUUACGUGAAGAUUCAGAAUACCUGCACUAUUCUCAAAGUAGCGGCGUGCCUUUUAAUAAUCGCCGGCGGUAUUUAUUGGUUGGCGAAAGGAAACACUGAAUUAUUAAACAAUCCAUUUAGGGGAACAACAUCGUCGCCGGGAAAUAUUGCCCUGGCGUUCUACAGUGGUCUUUGGGCGUACGAUGGCUGGACAUCGGCAACAAUAGUCACCGAGGAAGUGAAGAAACCUGAAAUUAAUAUUCUUAGGAGUAUUUUAAUUGCCGUGCCUGCGAUUACAUUACUCUAUGUGACGAUGAAUUUGAUGUACAUGUCGGUGUUGCCGAUAUCGGAAAUGAUUUCAUCGAAUGCCGUUGCAGUUUCCUGGGCUAAUAAAGUACUGCCUCCUUGGCUUGCGAUUGCUAUUCCCCUGGGUGUUGCUUUCUCCACUUUUGGAUGUUGCUUGAGCCUUCAAUUUGGCGUUUCACGAUUGUGUUAUGUCGCCGGACGCGAGGGACAUGUUCCGAGAUUUUUCAGUUUUGUGCAUUACAGUAAAAUGACACCGGCCGCUGCUGUUGCUCUUCAGGGCAUUCUGGCAUUCUUUUGCAUUCUAGUGGGAAAUAUCAUAGAAUUAAUCGAAUUCGCGAGUUUCCUCACCUGGGUCUUUUAUGGUUUGGCAAUGAUCGCACUUAUUAUCAUGAGGAAAACAAAACCUGACGCUCAAAGACCUUACGCUGUGCCAAUUGCCAUUCCCUGGCUUGUUCUAUUUAUUGCAAUAUUUUUAGUCAUUGCUCCAAUUAUCAAAGAGCCAUCGCCUAAAUAUUUUUUCGCUGUUAUCUUCAUUCUCAUCGGCGUUGGAAUCUACCAUUUCUUCGUAUUCAAGAAAGUCAAAAAUAACUUUUCAGAAAAACUCACCUAUCUGGUGCAAAUCUUGUGCUUAGUGGUCCCGUCUGAGGAGGAAAGUGACACGCAGAAUAAAAAAAAAGAGAUUCUACCUAGCCCGGAAAAAUCAAAUCUGCCAAACAGUGAAAUAAAAAAUUAAAAUAAUUAAAAAAUUUUAAUCGAAUAGGAAAAACAUUAUUGUGAAGUGAUGACUUUUACUCCAGUUAUGAUGAUUAAGGUUUUUUUACAAAACCUUGAAAUGUACAUAUUUUUUUUACGAAUUAUUUCGCAAUAUUAAAAUCCAAAAAACUUGGAACAAAAAAAACACAAAGAAGAAUUAAAAACACUUCUCGGCA